GGGUUGUGGCGCGCGGAGUGGCUCCUGUUCGUAAAUAGGCGGGCCAGGGCCCAGGCGCCGCCAGGCUGGGGCGACCCGCAGGCAAGGCCUACGCUGCACGCUUCCUAAUCGAUCACGCAGCAGCCUCCAGCGCCGGAGUGCUCGAGAGCUCGUUCCUGCCCCGGCUCUCCAGGCUCGCAGUUACGGAAAAGCCAAGCUCAGGUGCCGCACGUCUCCGCCGCCUCAAGCCCACGCGGGUCGCCCACCGACAAGGGCCGCUCGGGCCUUCCCCUCAACGCGUCCGCGCCGGCCGCUGACUUCCCCCACCUCUCGGGUCCUGUAGGCGGCCCCGCCUCCCCCCUGUAGGCGGCGCUGGCUCCGAGCGGCGCUGCGUAGAGCUCACCCCCGGCGGCCGCGCCAGGGCCCGGCUGCCAGGCAGCAGACAAAUACUGAGCUUCAUCACCAUGCCUGUCCUGGCAGCAGAACCUACAGUCUUCUUGCUUCCCCACAGGAAAAGCUUGUGACUUCCAGUUCCCUCAGAAGAAUGAGCAGUGUCUAUGCCCUGGCCUUACUUACGUGGCUGUGCUGGGUCACUAACAGUACCUGCAACUCUAGUUGCUACUGUUUUGCAAUUGUAACGGAAAAGAAAAGUUAAAUGUCUUCAGAAGAUAAGGAAGCUCAGGAGGAUGAGCUGCUGGCUCUAGCUAGUAUUUAUGAUGAAGAUGAAUUUAAGAGGGUAGACUCUGCCCAAGGAGGAGAAACAAGAAUUUGUCUGGAGUUGCCCCAAAACUUCAAAAUAUUUGUGAGUGGAAGUCCCACAGAGUGUCUCCAGAACAGUGGAUUUGAAUAUACAAUUUGCUUUCUGCCUCCACUUGUGUUGAAUUUUGAACUCCCACCAGAUUACCCAUCAGUCUCUCCACCUGUGUUCACACUCAGCAGCAAGUGGCUCUCCCGGGCUCAGCUUACUGCACUUUGCAAGCACUUAGACAACUUGUGGGAAGAGAACCGAGGCUGUGUGGUCUUGUUUGCCUGGAUGCAAUUUCUUAAGGAAGAAACACUAGCUUACCUGAACAUCACCUCCCCAUAUGAACUAAAAAUGUGCCAUCAAGAAGAUGGGCAGAGCAGGACAUCUCUGUUUCCUGUGAACUCUGAGCUGGAUUGUUGUGGCGCAGCAGGUGCUGCAACAGCACAAGAAGAAAUCCUUGAUGAAAGAGCUGUACAGGAUGUGGAGUCUCUGUCAAGUCUGAUAAGGGAAAUCUUGGACUUUGAUCAGGCUCAGCAGAAAAAAUGCUUUAACAGUAAGAUGUUCUUUUGCAGCAUCUGCUUUUCUGAGAAGCUGGGUAGUGAAUGUAUGUACUUCAUGGAGUGCAGGCAUAUAUACUGCAAAUCCUGUUUAAAGGACUACUUUGAAAUUCAGAUCAGGGAUGGCCAGGUCCACUGCCUCAGCUGUCCAGAACCAAAGUGUUCUUCUGUUGCUACUCCUGGCCAGGUUAAGGAACUGGUUGGAGAGGAGUUGUUUGCACGUUAUGACCGCCUACUUCUGCAGUCCAGCUUGGACUUGAUGACAGACGUGGUAUAUUGUCCUCGUCCAUGCUGUCAGACUCCAGUGAUGCAAGAGCCAGGUUGCACCAUGGGCAUAUGUUCCCGUUGCAACUAUGCCUUCUGUACCCUCUGUAAAAUGACUUAUCAUGGAGUCUCUCUAUGUAAAAUCACUGCAGAAAAGCUAAUGGAUUUGCGUAAUGAGUACCAAGAAGCAGAUGAGGCCACUAAAAUAUUUUUGGAGCAGCGCUAUGGCAAAAGAGUGAUUCAGAAAGCCCUUGAGGAGAUGGAAAGUAGAGAAUGGCUAGAAAAGAACUCAAAGGCCUGCCCUUGUUGUGGCACUCCUAUAGAGAAACUAGAUGGUUGUAACAAGAUGACAUGCACUGGCUGCAGCCAGCACUUCUGCUGGCUUUGUAUGGGUUCUCUGUCUAGGGUGAACCCAUAUAAGCACUUCAAUGAUACAUCCUCCCCUUGCUUUAACCGGUUGUUUCAAGCUGUGAAUGUUGAUGGUGACUUCUGGGCUGCUGAAGAUGAAGACUAGUUAUGUUCUGCAUCACCUAAAGCUGAAGAAACCAGAAAUGAAUCUUUUCCACUUGUGUCAAGUUUGUUGCUUUCAUAUAAGAGUGGUAACACUUCACACUGCAGGCUGCUUACACAACCAUUUGGAUGCUGUCGCCACAAACAGAAGAGCCUAUUUUCCUCCUCUUCUGGUUGUUUAAGUCCCUUACGUACAUAUCCAGUGCUAAAUAGAGUGAACAAACUGUCAUCCAAAGGCUUAAAAAAUAGUCGAGAAAACUCUAAAUACCAUAAUGUGCCCCUUUUUCUGAAACAUAUCCUAGAAAUCUCUGUUUGGGAAUUUCUCCAGGAAGUUUGGCCUUGCAAGGAUCUCUGGAUUCCAUCCUGCAUACUUUGCAGUAAUCUUUCCUAUUGCUGAGGUGGGCUAGAUGUGCUCUCCCUAGAGCCCUUUGGUGAAGCUGCUUGUGUCCAUUGCAGGAAGGCUCAUUAAAUGUAGCAUAAUAAUUUCUCCCCUCCCUUAGAGACUGAACCAGUUGCUUUCAUAGCAUUUCCUGACCUGGAUCCAAACUGAUUUUUCUGUGGUGGCUCACUGCUCUAGCACUGACACACUUUACUGGGGUGGUAGAGGUUUAUAAACUGCAGAAUUUAUGCACCCCAUUCCUUCUCUUCCUCCCUCUUCUCCCCCCAGUGGAUCUAAUGCCUGGGUCCCGUGUAGAAAACAUUUCCUAUCAUAUUUUUUUAUUCAGUUUCAGUAAUUUAAUUUCCAUGUUGCUAUCAUAUCUUAACAGGGAAGGAAUUUAUAUGGUCUGGUGAUUAUUUUCAUAAUGAUGGAUAUUAAAACAGUCUGUGUGCCCAAUCUGUGAAAUUCUGUGCAGUGUUUCUUGACUCAAAUAUUAAUGAGGUGCUUAAAUAAAAGAAAAGCGACCUCAGACACUGAACUGACUUAAAUCCCUUAACUGCAUGUUUUUCCUUCCCAAUUUCUAGUUGUUAAAAAUUUUUGUGAAAUGAUGUCCUUUAGCCAAAGACCUCUAGUCUAGAUAAAUGGCUGGGACUAAUGUAUGGCCCUCCAACUGAACUAGCUCACUCAUUCAUGCUGUCAUUAUACUUCUAAAUAAUAAGUUAUUGGAAAAACAAAUCUCCCUACCCUGUAGUUUUACAAGCAGUCUCAAAUAUGAGAACAGUGCUUGGAUUACAUUUUUAGAAAUCCUUUUCAUCUGUAAAAUGGGCUAGAAAACAGUUGCUUUGAUUUUCUUUUAAUGAGAAAUAUACUUUGUUCAAAAUAAGACAGCAGGGCCUGAAUGGCUCAGGAGCUAGGUAAUGAUACAGAGAGUCAAGGUCAAUUCUUCAUAUGCAGCUUUGGUUGUUAGUAAAUAAAUCUUUACUCAGAUGUCUGUUUAGCUGAAUUGAGUAAAUGGUUUUAGUCCAUUUCUGGAAGGGACAAAGAUUCGUUACAACUCACUAUCAUGCUUGGUAGCUUGAGAGAUCAAAGAUAGGAUACACAUGGAGACAGAUUCCCUGUGCCUAGAACUGGUCCACCUUAAUCUUGAUUGAGGUGGGUAGGGGAAGCUUGCCCACUCCUGUGUGUGGAUUGUUUAAUUUGCAUUCCAGCACCUUUCACAUGCACUAACUUCACUUUUUAAAAGUAAACUCAAUUGUCUUCACAGUUGUGUCCAUUAUGGGAUGCAUAUCAGGACAUAGAAAGUCACUCUGGGAUAUAAUAAUAAUCUGCUUCUAGGCAACAACUGUGAUGAUCGCUUCAGCUGGUAAACUAGUUUAGCUGUUUGUAGUAAUCAUGUACAUUAAAAUGGUAGUGCCUAGCCCUGGUGCAUAUCAUGCAAAGUGUUAGGAUAGGAUUUCCUAGAUUUUCACCUGUUCACAAAAAACUAAACCCACACUGCAGGAUUUUCCUUCUAAAAUAUUUUGUUUGGGUAGACUGUUUGCUAGCUCUGUAUUCUUUUGUUCUGAUAACUGUUUAAAUACAAUGAUCAAGAAUUCAAACUGUAAAGUUAAUUCAGGUAGAAGUUUCCUAUUUAAGCACUAUUUCUGGAAUGUCCUUGUUUAUAAUUCAAAACAGUUUUUAAAAACUCGUCCUAAUGCAUACCAAGUAUUUGCAGGGAAGGAUUAUGCAUACUGACUGGAUAAAGUGUCUGCCUCCUAAUCUCUCUCAAUCUGUGUUAGCUUUGCAAAGCAUUAUUUGCGGAAAUAGCCAUGAGAUGUUAUGCAGUAAAAAGGCUGGUAAGUUUUUAUCCUUUAAAAUAGUGUUUAAUGGUUCAAAAGAGCCCUGUUCCUUCAGCUUCGUAAAAAGGAUGUAAAUCUAUAUUACCACGAAUGAAUGUAAGAUGGAGAUAAAUAAAUGUUGUUUAAAAAUUUA
This is a messenger RNA of Chelonia mydas (Green sea turtle), 4405 nucleotides long. RefSeq names its product ring finger protein 14 (gene RNF14). Bases 635 to 2059 code for a protein of 474 amino acids. Lineage: Eukaryota; Metazoa; Chordata; Testudines; Cheloniidae. The record is from RefSeq and is a predicted model, not a curated record. The transcript has 9 exons. Gene Ontology annotation, molecular function: ubiquitin protein ligase activity; ubiquitin conjugating enzyme binding; zinc ion binding. Gene Ontology annotation, cellular component: cytoplasm; ubiquitin ligase complex. Gene Ontology annotation, biological process: protein polyubiquitination; ubiquitin-dependent protein catabolic process; positive regulation of proteasomal ubiquitin-dependent protein catabolic process.